AUGUCGAAGCCGGAACUGGCUGUCACUGGCUAUGCAUGCAAAAUAUUCAAUGAUAAAAAUGCUGCAGCCGAAAUUGAGACAUCAGCUCAUCUUCACCCGCACGAGUUAGAUUUGCUUACAACAAUAGAUAGAUUUGAUGUUCGCGGGCUCCUCGAGUUCCCUAUCGACUACAAACGCGCGACAGAGAAAAGGAUCGGUGAUGUGAUCUCUGUCGACGAGACUGAAAUGUUGCGCAGGGACCGGUUCGGAGAUCUUGAUUCACAGCUCGAUCACGAUGACGAGUACCGCAAGCUUCAGGAGGAGAUCGCAGCUGAAGACAAGGAAGAGAGCCAAAAAUCUAAUGGAAAAUAUGGAUCAGUUGGAUUCUCAUAUGACGAAUCCGACACAAACAAUCACUUUUUAAAACCAGAAGAACCCCAGGGAAAAGCCUUUGUUGUGCCGGAGGGUCUGACUUUGCCAAAGAAUAUGCCGCUGCCAAAGCUUGAAACUGAGCAUGAGAUCAUUCUCAGAACUGCUAAGUUUCUUGCGAAUCAAAAUAAUCAGAUGGAAAUCUUGCUGAAAGCGAAACAGUCUGGAAACGAAAAAUUCAACUUUCUUAAUUUUGGGCAUGUCUUAAAUGAUUACUACAAGCACAUCAAGAAGUUAAUCUCGACUGGCGAGUUCGAUCCCGAUGCUAGCAAAACUCCACCAAGUGACUCAGAAUCUGACUCUGGAAGUGAUUGCGAGGGAGGUUUAUUGGCUUUGAAUGCCGCAGCGGCCCGAGCAGCAUCAAAGAAGAAGAACCCGGUGCAAGAAACGUCGGAGCGUUCAGCAUCUCCUGUAGUAAACACAGUCGACGAAAAUCAUCCUCUCUUCAAAAUUAUUUCACAGCGAAAAGAAGCCGAGCGCCGAGCUCAAAUUGAAAGAGAAGCACGGGCGAAGCAAAAAGAGAUCCAGAAUAAGUUCAAGAGUAUGGUUCAAGUUCCUCCUCCGAAUAUUUGCCAAACUGUUGAAUGGGUUACGAAGGAAUUGGUAGCCACUGAUCCCGCCGAGCGAGAAGAAAAAGAGACACGACUUCGAAUGCAAGUCACACUUGAGUUCAUGAAUAAGGGUCACCCUUUCUAUAACUAUUUCCAAACAAUGCUCCAGAGAGCUUUACUCACAGCAUCGAGGCCUCCGUCGCCGCCAGUAUCCAUCGACACAUCCUCGAAAGAAAACAACGACUCUAAGGAAAGCGAUCAUCAGCCUAUUAAAUUCGAAAUCAAAACUGCGCCUACAAUGGAAGCUAGGGUCGAAGCAGCGAGAAAAAAAGCUGAAGAAGUUGCAAAAAUUAUUGUGAGCAGAGAAAUGGAGAAGAUCUCGAAAAAAGAAAAUGGAGAAGUUCCGAUUGAUAAAAGCAACGGAGAUAACAGCAAUAACGCCGAAGAAGUCGAAGCAGAAGCUCAAGCCGUCAUAAAAAGAGAAGUCGAAGUAGAUCGGCAUCAAGAGGAAAACGUCGAAGGAGGUCCCGCUCUCGAAGUAGAUCCUAUGGGCGCUCGCAUAGAAGUCGCUCUCGUUCAAGAUCACGCGAUCGUCAUCGAAGACGCCGGCGAAAAGAAUAUCGAGAUCUGA
Messenger RNA from Oikopleura dioica, 1590 nucleotides. NCBI's taxonomy places the organism in Eukaryota, Metazoa, Chordata, Appendicularia, Copelata, Oikopleuridae. The record is from the annotation of a GenBank genome assembly.